GAAAAAUUCGCAAAAGCGCAACUGAAGCUGAAACUCGUCUCAGAAAUCAAAGAUGUCUCGCGUCGCUAUUCUUCUUCUCUUCGUGGCUGUAGCCUUUAUAAGCUUGAGCAACGCAGAUCAUGAAUGCGGCAAAAACGAAGUAUACAGUGAAUGUGGAAGCAAUUGUGAACCUAAAUGUGGAGAGAAGGAGCCAACAUACUGUCCUCAGGUGUGCCUGGAGGGCCGCUGUCAAUGUAAGGCGGGAUACAAAAGGAACGCUGAAGGAGCAUGUGUCUGGCCUAACAAGUGUCCAUCCCCAUAAUAUUAUUUCUUAACCGUGUGAUUUAUUUAUCAAUGAAAAUAUUGUGAUCCAGAAAAUGGACAAUAAAUAGCGUUACUUUCUGCAUUCA
Messenger RNA from Dufourea novaeangliae, 389 nucleotides. Its product is annotated as chymotrypsin inhibitor-like. The transcript is spliced from 3 exons. The coding region runs from base 53 to 301 and encodes 82 amino acids. The record is from RefSeq and is a predicted model, not a curated record. NCBI's taxonomy places the organism in Eukaryota, Metazoa, Arthropoda, Insecta, Hymenoptera, Halictidae.